UUCCUUCGACCUGUGCUGUUGUGUUGUAUUUUUGGAGGGCUCUGAGGUGGUGCCAAGCUGCCAUGAAGGGGAAGCAAAGAUGUGUUGGAUCUCAUUUCCUACCUUCAGUUCACUCAAAAAGUUUGCAAAUGGUUAUGAGCCUUCGAGUUUCGGAGCUGCAGGUGCUGCUGGGCUACGCGGGGAGGAACAAGCACGGCCGCAAACACGAACUGCUGACCAAAGCCCUGCACUUGCUGAAGGCUGGCUGCAGCCCCGCCGUCCAGAUGAAAAUCAAAGAACUCUAUAGGAGAAGGUUCCCCCAGAAAAUCAUGACCCCAGCAGACCUGUCCAUCCCCAGCGUGCACUCCAGCUCCAUGCCGGCCACGCUGUCGCCAUCCACCAUUCCACAGCUCGGCUACGACGGCCACCCCGCCACGUCCCCCUUGCUCCCCGUGUCGCUGCUGGGACCCAAACACGAACUGGAACUGCCCCACCUCACCUCGGCCCUGCACCCCGUGCACCCCGACAUCAAACUGCAGAAACUCCCUUUCUACGACUUGUUGGAUGAGCUGAUCAAACCCACCAGCCUCGCCUCGGAUAACAGCCAGAGAUUUCGGGAAACCUGCUUCGCCUUCGCGCUGACGCCGCAGCAAGUGCAGCAGAUCAGCAGCUCCAUGGAUAUUUCUGGGACCAAAUGUGACUUCACAGUACAGGUCCAGCUAAGGUUUUGUUUAUCAGAAACCAGUUGUCCCCAAGAAGAUCACUUCCCACCCAAUCUGUGUGUGAAAGUCAACGGGAAACCGUGCAGCCUCCCGGGCUACCUGCCACCAACCAAAAACGGUGUGGAACCAAAGCGCCCCAGCCGACCCAUCAACAUUACCUCACUGGUCCGACUGUCCACCACGGUGCCCAACACCAUCGUGGUGUCCUGGACUGCAGAGAUUGGCAGGAACUAUUCCAUGGCAGUGUACCUGGUGAAGCAGCUCUCCUCCACGGUGCUCCUGCAGCGGUUGCGGGCCAAGGGAAUCCGGAACCCGGAUCACUCCAGAGCUCUCAUUAAAGAGAAACUAACUGCUGAUCCAGACAGCGAAAUUGCCACAACCAGCUUGAGAGUGUCUCUUCUUUGUCCACUGGGCAAGAUGCGUCUGACCAUCCCGUGCCGGGCGCUGACGUGCUCGCACCUGCAGUGCUUCGAUGCCACGCUCUACAUCCAGAUGAACGAGAAGAAACCCACCUGGGUGUGCCCCGUGUGUGACAAGAAAGCUCCCUACGAGCACCUCAUCAUCGAUGGGUUGUUCAUGGAGAUCCUGAAAUUCUGCACGGAUUGUGACGAGAUCCAGUUCAAGGAGGACGGAUCCUGGGCUCCCAUGAGGAGCAAGAAGGAAGUGCAGGAAGUGACGGCGUCCUACAACGGCGUUGACGGGUGCCUCGGCUCCUCGCUGGAGCACCAGGUGUCGUCGCAGCAGCAGUCCCACCGGAACAAGAAGGUGGAGGUGAUCGACCUGACCAUCGACAGCUCCUCGGACGAGGAGGAGGAGGAGCCCUCGGCCAAGAGGAGCUGUCCCUCCAUAUCCCCGGCGUCUCCCAUCAACAGCAAGGGCAUUUUAAAUUUACCCCACCAAGCUUCUCCCGUGUCGAGAACCCCGAGCCUUCCCGCCGUGGACACCAGCUACAUCAACUCCUCGCUGAUCCAGGACUACAGGCACCCAUUCCACAUGACACCCAUGCCUUACGACCUGCAGGCAGGUUUGGAUUUCUUCCCUUUCCUGUCAGGUGACAAUCAGCAUUACAACACCUCCCUCCUCGCCGCCGCCGCCGCCGCCGUCUCUGCCUCCGACGACCAGGAACUUUUACACUCCCGCUUUUUUCCCUACACCUCAUCCCAAAUGUUCCUGGAUCAGCUGAACGCGGGGGGAAGCGGCUCCCUGCCGGCCACCAACGGCAGCAGCAGCGGCAGCAACAGCAGCCUGGUGUCCUCCAACAGCCUCCGGGAGAACCACGGCCACGCCGUGGCCGGCAGGAGCGCCACGGACACGGCCUCCAUCUUCGGAAAUUCUUUUAAAAUUCAGAGAAAAAAGGAGAGGGAAGGAAUCGAUUCUCUCGUGUCCCAAAGUCAGAGAGAGAGAGAGAAAAUAAAUAUUUCCUCUGGUGUAAAAAAUAUUUUUAUAACAGGUUGAAAGUGCAGGUAAACGAGUUUAUCAGGAAAAAAAAGAGAGUUAAGGAAUACUAAAAUUAGCAGAUUUCUUGUCUGAUUUUUUUUCUUUUUUCUUUUUCUUUUUCACAUCCCAAAAAUAAAAAAAAAACUAUCAAUUGCAAAUAGUCGCUUCAAGCAUCGACAAAGGGCCACCUUUUUUUUUUUGCCUACGAAGUCAAAAAAUUCAUAAUAAAUUGAUUUUAAAAAAAACAACAAAAAAAGAAAAAAAACCAAAAAAAAGGAAAAAAUUAAAAAAAAAAAAUACAAAAAAAAGCAAAAUUAUAAACCUUUAAUCCAAGUAGCAUUAGGUAAUUGCUGUCUGAUCAGUCGUAUUUGAAAAGGUUUCACACCAUAACGUGGCAUCAAAAAAUGGUUUUUAAGUGUUUUUACAGCAUCCCUUCCUCCGCCACUUAAAUAGCUGAAUUUUGGGCAAAAAAAAAAAAAAAAAAGACAAAAAAACGACAAAAAAUACAAAACAACAAAAAAAAAACAACAAAAAAAAGGAAAACUGUUGGUGUUUAUAUGUAUAUGUGUGUGUAUAUAUGUAUUUAUAGAUCCGUGUGCGUGAGUUCCAGGUGAGUUUCCAUAGGUUUUUUGGGUUUUUUGGGUUUUUUUUUCGUUUGUUUGUUUGUUUUUUUUCCUCCCCCUAUGCAUGUUGUAUUUCAUACAUAUCUGGCUGAUAUAUAUUCUAUUUCACCCCUUACACCGAUUUUAUAAUUUAUUAAAUGUCAGUUGGAAAAAAAGAAAAAAAAACAUAAAAAAGGAAG
Messenger RNA from Pseudopodoces humilis (Tibetan ground-tit), 2940 nucleotides. The record is from RefSeq and is a predicted model, not a curated record. Lineage: Eukaryota; Metazoa; Chordata; Aves; Passeriformes; Paridae.